CCAAAACAAUGAUAGUGACAGUGGGGAGAAAACGGGUCGAAAUGUUCAACAUAGCAGCAUUCAGGCUGAUAGAUUGAGCGCUGUGCAGUCGCAGAGACUGAAUACGCAUGCACGUUGCAUGAAGUGUGUGCAUAUUUUUCGCUGACUUUCGUGAUUCUUUUCGGGGUGAAAAAACUACUUGUGAGAACGACGUAGACGCAUUCAACAAGAUAAAGAUGUUUAUUGAAAAACUAACCGUCGAGAGAUACACAGAAGUGCAGGCUGCCAGCGCUUGCUGAACGUAUAAAGACAAAAUAUUGGACCCAACUCAAGUUGACUGUGAUAGGAAGAAAAGAUGGAUCAAGAACCCUUGGAGAUCUCAAUCGACGGCAGGGACCCGACCUAUAAGCAAUUCCCAACAUGGUCAUUCCGUCGUCUGCAGGCUCUCAUCCCAGCCAGGGCCGUUCUGUACCUGCUCUCUUUUUCUGGGUUCCUCGUCAGUUUUGUCAUGCGAAAUGACAUUAACUUGGCCAUCAUCGCCAUGGUGCGCCACCCUGUCCGGAACGCCACUGAUGAUUCCUCGACCGAACUUUACUGUUACACUCAAACGAACGUCACUGAAGAUGAAGAUUCUGGACGACCAAACUAUGAAGAAGGAGACCUGGACUGGGACAGCACCAUUCAGUCAACUAUAAUCAGCUCCUUUUAUUGGUGUUACGUAAUGUCUCAAAUAUUGGGCGGAUACCUCACCCAAAAGUUGGGCCCCAAGACGGUGUUUGGUUACUCGCAACUCGUCACUGCCAUUGGAUCUAUUUCUAUUCCUCUUGCAACUGAUAUCCACUUUGCUGCAGUCAUAUUUGUAAGGUCUGUCCAAGGAUUCGCAUCAGGCUUGACAUGGCCAGCCAUGUAUGCAAUGGCAGGAAGAUGGAUCCCACCGAGCGAGAGGAGCAGGUUCAUGUCAUCAUUUCAAGGUUUUAGUUUCGGAAUUGGUUUGACCUACCCUCUUUGUGGUUGGCUCAUCGCCAAUUUUGGAUGGAGGGUUGUUUUCUACGUGACUGGAAGCUUGGGUUUCACGUGGUGCAUAUUCUGGUUCCUGCUGGCAUAUGACACCCCUGCUGUGCAUCCCCGUAUUACGCCUUACGAAAGAAGCUACAUUGAAGUUAGCCUGGGAGAGACAGUGGUGAAAGGCAAGGGACUGCCGGUGCCUUGGAAAGAAUUGUUCAAGUCCCUGCCUGUUUGGGCUAUUGGCAUCACCACCUUCGGGCGUAUUUGGGUCAGCUACACUUUUAUAAUAUCAGGUCCACUGUACAUGAAAACGGUGCUGGGCUUUUCCAUUCAGACAAACGGUCUUCUCAACGGGGCGCCGUUCCUGCUAAGCUAUGUCACAUCUGUUAUCUUCUGCUACCUCGCUGAUGUGAUAGUCACCAAAAACGUGAUGUCGUUGAAAAAUGUCCGAAAGAUGAACACCGCUAUAGCGCAAGUUGUGCCUGGGCUGAUCUGCGUUCUGAUUGGAUACCUGGGCUGCAACAUUGUGCCCAUUCUGGUGGUUUGGUUUAUAGCGGUUAGCUGCAUCACGGCAGCCUAUGCAGGUGCCAUGGCGAGCAUCGUAGACAUUGCGCCGAAUCUUGCUGGCCCCAUCUUGGCCUUUGCACAAACCAUUCACAUGUCUGCUAGCUUUCUUUCGCCCAUUGUUGCUGGCUUCCUUCUGAAGGAGAAUCAAAGCCUGGAGCAAUGGCGAAUCGUGUUCGCAGUCACUGCCAUCGUUUCUGUCAGCACAUAUUUCAUGUUCCAAAUCUAUGGCACUGAUGAGGUUCAAGCGUGGAAUUAUCCCGACAGUAAGCCACCAAUGCAGCAAGACGACACUAACACACCGCUUCAGUUAUUAAAUGUGGAUGAGAGGCAAAAGAGUAGUUCAUCUGAGCCCAAAGAGAAGUGAAAAUUUCCAAAACUUUCCUCAUUUCAUCUUUUAUCUUAAAUGUACUUAGUGUUCAUCUGGUAUGAACAAGUACUGCUCAAAAAUUAAGUUUUACAUGUGACAGGAGCACCUAUUAUUGUGAUCUUGUAUUUACAAGCCUUCUGAAUUGAAUUUUUAUUUUUGAUUUACGUUGAAGGUUUCUGACUGCAUCCAAAUAUUUUUCUAGUUUGUCCUGUAGAGGAGAAGAGUUAACAAGCCAUUUAAGUUUCUUGCCAUCAAUCAUUUUAUAACUUAACUCACAAUAUUAUUAACGUUUACGAUAGUUAAGAAAUUAUCACUGCAUCAAAAUAAUUUUGAAAUAUUCGCGCUUAUGCCAGACACUAACAUCACAAACCAAAAGGAUACUUUAAAAAAUAAAAUAACAUUUAAUUUAACAAGUUUUGGAGAUGCAUGCUCCAAAUAAUGAGUGCAUCUAGAUGAAGUAGAUAAUAAAAUCAGGGAGUUGGCGUUGAUAGAAAAUUUCACGUUUAGUUCAUACUCAAUCUUGCUGGAUAUUUGUUCAGAAAAUAAUUUUUCUAGUUUUAUGAUUUUAUUGGUUUUUGAUGCUUUUAUGAACGUCUUUUCCCGAAGUGUGAGUAUCUCUUAAUUGUUUUGAGAAUUUAGGUUCGUUUAAGUAGGAUUUCGCUUUUGAUUUUGCGUCCACAGAAAGGUUCCUUGACAUAAACACAUAAUAUUAGUAAUAAUAUAUUUGAAUCGUGGGACGCGCUGCGAGUACCGCGGGAACACGAUUUAGCGCGAGUUUCAGCGGUACUUGCAGCAGCGCGACCAACGACUCGUAAAAUAUUGACGUGAUGAGUUUACUCCGAUAAAUCAAUCUAUUUUUCGCGCCAAAUCAAAAGCGAAGUCCAACUGUAAGGGAUCAAUCUUGGUGUUUUAUGAACUUUAAUUCUUUGACAAACAGCAAUUUAAUGUUGUAGCUUUAAAAUCUUUAAUAAUUUGUGAAGUUAUUGCACAUUCCACGUUAUUCUGAACUGAUUGUUGCUAUAUUGCAAAUAUUUAUCGCAAUCUGCAAGGCGCUAAAGCAGCCAUUAGUGACCUUCAAGAUCCGAGAUAAUAUCAUGAAGGGCUAUUUUUAAAUGAUUUCAAUAUUGCAGGGAGGCGGGCCUCAUUAUGGUUGUUCAAAAUAAAAUCCGGAUGAUUAGGAUUGGGGGUUUUUAUUUAGUAACUUAAAGAAUUUAAUGAAGUACAAUUAAACCGAGUCAUUCUAAACUUGCAACCACAUUUGAAUUCAUUUUCAGUGCCUAUGAAUGUGAAAUGCAAAUUCGAUUUUUCUACAGUAUGGUUUGUGGCAGAGUUGAGGCACAUCUUGUCCUUCACAUAGGUUUGUGAUCCAAUAAAAAUAUUCCACAAGUUGAUCAAAA
Molecule: messenger RNA, 3315 nt
Organism: Cloeon dipterum
Lineage: Eukaryota; Metazoa; Arthropoda; Insecta; Ephemeroptera; Baetidae
Product: sialin-like
Exons: 4
Coding region: 335-1915 (526 amino acids)
Biological process (GO): monoatomic anion transport; transmembrane transport
Cellular component (GO): membrane
Molecular function (GO): transmembrane transporter activity
Source: RefSeq, a predicted model, not a curated record